Molecule: messenger RNA, 1209 nt
Organism: Chelonus insularis
Lineage: Eukaryota; Metazoa; Arthropoda; Insecta; Hymenoptera; Braconidae
Gene: pasi2
Product: Protein pasi2
Exons: 5
Coding region: 122-883 (253 amino acids)
Source: RefSeq, a predicted model, not a curated record
UCUCAAUGCGUUAAUAAGUUAAUGGCUAUUUUAUGUUUAGGUGUGUCUACGUUAGUAAUAAUUAGAUUGAAAAAUUAAUCAAAAUAAUUAAUCAUCAUAGUAAGAAAAAAAAUUGUAAACAAUGAAUUACGGAAAAAAAUCUCCAAGUAUGGGGACACCUUCAAUAUACUCUCAUGUAACAACUAGGAGUAGUGCAAAUUUACGAUCAUCAAGAUCGGUAAAAAGCGUCAAAAUACCUUGGUAUCAAAAACCUAUUUUAACGAAUCCUUUCUUCUUAAAUACUCAAAGGACUGCUAUGUUGGCUGCCGUUUUUUCUUUGCUUUUAGCUAUUUUCACAAUAAGUACUGCAGUCUUUGAUAUUUAUUGUCUUGAAGAAGCUGCACCAGGUACCACACAUUACGGUUAUUAUAUCAUAUCGUAUGAAUUUGUUUACAUAGGAAAUAAACAUAUAAGAAACGCGCUUAUUGUCGCAGCAAUAUUUUCAUUUCUGGGUGGAAUAGCAGUUCUAGUAACCUCAGUAAUGUUGAUCAAUGCAUUAAGAAAAGAAUACGAGAAGAAAAUGAUUCCAUGGCUUAUCUGCUUUGCAGGCUUUACAUUAUUUCGAUUUCUCGCAUUUCUAUUUUUCAGUAUCGUGAAUGAUCUGAUAUUCUCAUACAAUAUCAUGAUGUGUCUGCUGUGGUUAAUAUUCUUAUGCUUCUCAGUUUACGGAUGGUUAGUCGUAUAUUCUUUAUACAUUGAAUUGUGUGAUUUAACACGACUAGAAGAUUUAGCACACUUAAGAAUUGGAACAAUGCAAUCAUUAAAUGCAUCGACUACCCAUUCGAUUGCUGGUUCUCGGCCUACAACUCCCCAUAGCACAGUGUCUACAAUGCCUGCCAAUUAAAUGAAUUAUCUCAAGAGAGGAAUAUUAAAUAUUCAGCACCUGAAAAAACGAAUGGCAAAAAGAAACUACAUAAUGUUUCUUCGUCCGUUUCUUUUUUAUAAAAAGAAAUAAAAGAAAGUGUUUAUUUAUUAGAAAAAAAUUUCAUUUACAUACAACAAAAAAAUGAAAUUAAAUUAUCAUUUUGAUAUAAAAAGAAACAUGAAAAGAAAAAAAUUUUAAUCUUAGACAUAUACAUAUUAGUAAUAUGUAAUUUGUAUUUAACUUUAAGACUAAGUCUGUAACAAUCCGUCCAUAUUUUUUAAUUUUUUAAUGUUGAUAUAUUUAGU